CGGGAUUACGCCGCCACUCCUGCUCAUCUGAUUGGACAAUUCACCGUCUAAUAAGACGCGGCAGUUCUGCUGUCGCUAUGGUGACGAACACUAAAGUCCCGCCUACGUUACCACGUGAUUGAGAUCUGGGUCUUGUUUGGUGCUCAUUUUCCUCAGUUACAAAUGACUGAACACACACCUUGUGUCCGGCUGAACACCGGAGCUCAGAUGCCCCUGUUGGGUUUGGGCACUUUCCGUUUGCGAGGACCUGAGGAAACUUACCGGACUGUGGAUGCUGCCUUAACAGUAGGCUACAGAGCCUUUGAUACAGCAGCAGUGUACCGCAAUGAAGCAGACAUUGGCCAGGCCCUUUCCACCUUGCUGCCCAAACAUGGGCUUUCCAGAGCUGAUGUAUUUAUAACAACUAAAUUAAGUCCCAGAGACCAGGGUUCCAAAGCCAGGGAUGGCUGUUUGAGAAGUCUGGAGCAACUAGGCUUAGAUUAUAUUGACCUGUGUCUCAUUCACUGGCCUGGAACACAGGGAUUGGAUGUAAAGGAUAAGCGAAAUCCUGACAAUCGAGCUCAAAGUUGGGCAACAUUGGAGGAGUUCUAUACAGAAGGAAAGUUCCAUGCCAUCGGAGUGUCGAACUACACGGUGAAACACAUGGAGGAACUGCUGAAUAGCUGCAGAGUCGUUCCAGCCCUUCUCCAGGUGGAGUUCCACCCCAGGUUGGCUCAGACGGAGCUGAGAGAAAUCUGUGAGAAAAACGGAGUGUGUUUCCAAGCGUACUCCUCCCUGGGAACAGGCGUUCUUCUCUCUGAUCCUGUGGUUCAGGAGAUGGCAGAAAGAUGUGGAAGAACCCCAGCUCAGGUACUUCUGAGGUGGGCCCUGCAGCAAAACAUACCUGUGUUGCCAAAAUCAUGCCAGCCUCACCGGGUGCAGGAGAACGCCUGCCUGUUUGACUUCGAGCUCAGUGAUGGUGACAUGGCAAAGCUUUCUGCUUUGGAUUGCAGUGAGAAGUUCUGCUGGGAUCCUUCACUGGUACUCUAGACUACCUCUAGUGUCAAAUUUACAUGGUUUGGGAUUUAUCAACUGUUUUUGAAUAUAUUGUUUAAUGUUUGUUUACAUUUUCAGCUUGAUUUAUAUACCAAUAAUACAGAGAUAUAAUCAGUAAUAUUUAUCAUACCACUACAUGCCAAAGAGUAAACCAGUAGAAAUUCAUUUAGAAUCUGACCUUUAGUGGCUUUUAUUUUCAUUAGAUUGCUAUUAAUAAUGAAUCCAUGAAAAUCUGUCAUAGGAUGAUCGAUCAAAAUUCAAAAUAAAUAAAAUGAUGGAUACA
Silurus meridionalis is the source of this 1318-nucleotide messenger RNA. RefSeq lists its product as uncharacterized. Gene Ontology annotation, molecular function: oxidoreductase activity. The coding region runs from base 163 to 1029 and encodes 288 amino acids. The transcript is spliced from 2 exons. NCBI's taxonomy places the organism in Eukaryota, Metazoa, Chordata, Actinopteri, Siluriformes, Siluridae. The record is from RefSeq and is a predicted model, not a curated record.